This is a messenger RNA of Capronia epimyces CBS 606.96, 984 nucleotides long. RefSeq lists its product as uncharacterized. The transcript has a single exon. Bases 1 to 984 code for a protein of 327 amino acids. The record is from RefSeq and is a predicted model, not a curated record. NCBI's taxonomy places the organism in Eukaryota, Fungi, Ascomycota, Eurotiomycetes, Chaetothyriales, Herpotrichiellaceae. Gene Ontology annotation, cellular component: plasma membrane.
AUGUCGUCGUCGCUGAUCCUCAGCGUAGCCUCAGGCGCCAUCUUCGGAUCUGCGCUGACCGCAUCUGGCGUCUACUCGCCCUCGGUCAUCGGCGGGCAGAUGGGACUGUCGAAUUUCCACAUGCUCAAAUCCUUUCUUGCAGCCAGCGCGUGCAGCGCGCUCAUCGUUGUCGGCGCCAAUCGAUCAGGCUAUGCCAAACUCCCACAUCGGACUGACGCCUCCUACGGCUGGUUCAUGAGAUACGACGCCAAUAUUGUCGGAGGGUUGCUCCAGGGCAUUGGCAUGACGCUGACCGGUGCGUGUCCCGGGACGGUGCUGGUGCAAAUUGCUCUGGGGAUCAAAUCUGCAUGGAACGUCGCCGUGGGAGGCGUCCUUGCAGGCAUCGUGUUUGCCAAAGUCGGCCAGAGUCUCAAGCGGUCGCAAGCAACAACAUCCUCCUCCUCCAACCCGUCCAAGUACACGCUGCAAGACCAGCUUGGACUUUCCACGGCCUCGAUUGUCGCCAUCUACGAACUACUCUGCCUGGUCAUGAUCACAGCAGCGACGUACCUCGCCCCCACACGGCAAUACUGGCUCAAUCCCGUUAUCGGGGGCCUUCUCAUUGGCAUCGCCCAAGCGACCUCCGUGCUGUUCACCCGCAAAACCCUGGGUGUCUCCAGCGGAUACCAAGACAUCGGCAGAUACUUCUGGGCCCUCCUCGACCGGACUCCUGGUCCCGGGUUGUCAAAUGUGCUCUUCGCCGGCGGCGUCAUUGCAGGGGCCAGGCUGAUCUCUCAAUAUGUACCCAUAACGCUGGAUACCGGCUCCCAAGUCAGCACCCCGGCCGCUAUCGCCGGUGGAUUUGCCAUGAUCUUCGGUGCCAGACUGGCCGGCGGGUGUACCAGUGGACACGGCAUCAGCGGCAUGGCAACCAUGAGUGUGAGUAGCUUUGUCACGGUUGCGAGCAUGUUUGCCGGUGGCAUCGCUGCGGCCUUCUUGAUGUGA